AUGAUUGGAAGCAUCGACUGCAUGCACUGGCAAUGGAAGAAUUGCCCAACAGGUUGGGCUGGAGAAUACAGCGGUCGAAAACGUGUGCCCACUAUCAUCCUCGAAGCAGUCGCUUCUUAUGACACAUGGAUAUGGCAUGCCUUCUUUGGAAUGCCUGGAUCAUGCAACGACCUCAAUGUCCUUGCUAAGUCCCCGUUGUUUGACGAGAUCACUACUGGUCGAGCCCCUCGGGUCCAAUUUCAAGCAAAUAACAGGAUUCACAAUUUAGGGUACUAUCUCGCUGAUGGUAUCUAUCCGCAAUGGGCGACUUUCGUAAAAUCAAUUUCAAGGCCUACACGACCGAAGGAUCUGAAGUUUUCCCAGGCUCAAGAGGGGUAUAGGAAGGAUGUCGAAAGAUGUUUCGGCAUUUUACAGUCGCGCUUUAGUAUUGUUUGA
Molecule: messenger RNA, 435 nt
Organism: Rosa chinensis
Lineage: Eukaryota; Viridiplantae; Streptophyta; Magnoliopsida; Rosales; Rosaceae
Exons: 1
Coding region: 1-435 (144 amino acids)
Source: RefSeq, a predicted model, not a curated record